Phyllotreta striolata is the source of this 2107-nucleotide messenger RNA. The record is from the annotation of a GenBank genome assembly. Lineage: Eukaryota; Metazoa; Arthropoda; Insecta; Coleoptera; Chrysomelidae.
GGAAAUUCAGUCAUAUUUUCACUUUUAUCAUCUACGCAGCGGCGAAUAUAAUUUUCCACAAACAUCUAAUCCAAUAAAAAAGAAGAUCAGCUGUUUUUGACAGAAGCCGUUUUUGACGAACAUUUGUUGAAUGGAAAGCCCAAAUAAACAAUAAAGCCCCGACCAAACAAACCGACAAACGCCAAAGGUAAAUUAACUUGAUAGUUGCAGGAGUCGAAAAUGAUCCAAGUGGCGGAGUUGGAGGAAGACUUCACCGAAGAAUUCAAGGGUGGCACCCUCAGGAUAAAUCCGAACGCGAAAACCGAUACGCCCAAAUCCGCGAGCCCUGCCUUCGAUAGAAGCGAGAAAAACCCGGAAGGAAACAAUCAGAGCAACAGUUGCCAUUGGAGGAACACCUUCAUGGCGCCGCUAUCAUCCAUUCCAAAUAAAAUUACCGAGACCAUAUGGAGUUCGAAGGGCGGCAAAGAGGAGCCGGCGACGGCGCAGACGGCGCCGCCCGCCGCCGCGGCCUCCAACGAGAAGAGCCUCCAGCCCGCCGUCAGCGUCAGGGAGGACCCGAAUAAUUUCUUCACGUUUCGCGACGGGGUGGUCGAGAGGGCGGUGAGGGAGUGCACCGCUCACCUGUUGGACGAGAGCGAGGGGCCCGUCUACGCUUCGUUUCUGCUCACCCUGAUAAAUCAUUGGGAUACAGACAAAGAGCGUUUGAUAAUGUUAACGGCGAAAAAUCUGAUACUAGUUAAGUAUGAUUUCAUUGCGUUGAGGCGUUUAGGUUGCAGAAAAUUUCAAUAUAGCGAUAUAGAAGGGAUCGUUAUUGGUAAUUUAGUGUAUCCUAAUGGGUCGCUCAUACCAAAAAUGAAUGGAUUUGCUGAUGGAAUAUCCAGCUUAUUGGAAAAUUGUUUAUUCAAAAGAAUGCCUAAAAACGACAAUCAGGCAGAUAUUGAAAACCUUAAUCAAAAUAGGGACAGAAACAUGAAGGGCAUCCGACUGUUGCUCAAGCAAGACAAGCCGGACAGUUUCGUAUCGAAGUGGAACCCCUUCAACAACGAAGUGCCAUUUUUGACGUUCACCUUCCACCCUCUCUAUUUCCACAAAGAUUGUACAGAUGAGAGGAUCCGCAACGUGUACAGCCUGGACUUGUUCGUCGAGCACGUGUGCCUGUCCGUGCAGAAAUGGAAGGAGAACAGCGUUAUCCUGCAGCACAACAUCCUGCUGGAGAACUACGUGGGCGUGGGGUCCGUGAUACACAACAGGAACUCGCUGGGGUUCUUCAAGGUGCGAGGCAAGUUCAGCUUCUAGGGCGUCUUAUCGAAUUUAAAAUGGAAGUAAUCUCGAUGUGAUAUGCGCAUUAAUUUUAGCGUCAAUUAAUGCUUAUGUAAAAGAUAUAUGGCGUAAAUGGUAUUGGGUAAGUUUUUCCGCUUAAAAAUUUGUGCUAAAGAUUUUCGGGGAUAUUUUUUACAUGUCUAUUGAAUAUAAAUGUAUGUAUACAUGUUAGGUGUACAGAUCGGUUCUUUAACGGGUCCAUAUUUUGAGUAAUAUGCCGGAAUACUGGGAUUUUCUUAUGAGGAAACGAUGGUGAACUGACCCUUGUCCAAAGAGUUGGUACUUAGUGAAUUAGCUAAACCAAAAUCUAUAAAAUAUAUUAUCGAGUAAAUCUGUUUCGAUGUCAUAAGAGAACUUAAAUGUGGUAAUAAUAUUUAUCUUAAAUAUAAAUCAUUUAGUAAUUAACGAUGACAAUGUGGAAUUCUAACGAUGUGCAGUAACUAAUAUUGCUAAAAAUAGCAUAAUUCUUACAACAAAUAAUUAUCUUAAUAUCACAUCAUUCCAGUACAUAUCUAUACUACUUAACUUAAUCUUAUCGAAUGAAAAAACAGCGAAAAUUAGUUGCAUUAUUUUUCUUAAACUAAAACUAUCGCUAAAAUUAAAACCGUACAAUUCCACAGGGAAAAUAAAACAAAUCAUCGUAUUUUGAUAUUAAUGUUUCAACGCUAGCGUAACUUCGAAUUGAAACGAAUUUUCUUACUAUACAGGGUGUUUUUUAAUAGAAUACUAUAAGACUGGACGAUUCUUGGGCCAAUUUUAAGAAAAAAACUUCAUAUGAACCUAUGAU